This is a messenger RNA of Lobosporangium transversale, 603 nucleotides long. RefSeq lists its product as hypothetical. The transcript has a single exon. The annotation marks the transcript as partial. NCBI's taxonomy places the organism in Eukaryota, Fungi, Mortierellomycota, Mortierellomycetes, Mortierellales, Mortierellaceae. The record is from RefSeq and is a predicted model, not a curated record.
AAAAAAACUAUAAACAACAACACAGCAAAAAGAAAGUAAAAAAAAAAAAUAAAAAGGGCUUCAUUUUUACUUCUUACUCUUGGACAGAAAAGGUAAAGAGGACCCUUUUCAACAUAUUUACAUAUUACACACAGCACACAUACACACGCAUAACUACUACAUACUCUAAUACAAUUCAGAAGCAAAUACAAUAUACUUUCAUCCCCCCAUUGAACAUAUUCACACAAUAUCUUCAUAACGUCCUUUCUAUUCACAUAAUAUACAAUUUAUUAUACUUUUAUACACAUUAUAUAUACAUACAUUCAUACACAUCAGCAAUCAAAUCACAUUCAAAUGCAUGAGCUCCAUCACUUUUUUCUACACAUUUCCCAAACAAUAUUUAUACACACAUCAAAUAGUCCCUGUACACCUCAUUCAAUGCUAUUUAAUUACAUUAAUAUAUUUAUACUUUAUUAUAUACUUUUGCAUCAACAAUACCAACUCCCGAAUACAAAUAUAUUCAUCCCUCUUCAUCUCUUCAUGAACUCUGAAACAUUCUAUGACACAAAAAUCUCGAGGGAAUUGUAGUUUCCUGUGAUAUGAGUCGUUUACAGGGGAAAGGGG